Messenger RNA from Polypterus senegalus (gray bichir), 1669 nucleotides. RefSeq lists its product as uncharacterized. Bases 141 to 1322 code for a protein of 393 amino acids. The transcript is spliced from 12 exons. NCBI's taxonomy places the organism in Eukaryota, Metazoa, Chordata, Cladistia, Polypteriformes, Polypteridae. The record is from RefSeq and is a predicted model, not a curated record.
CAUUCAGUUCUUCUACAAUCUCCACACACUCAUCUGCUCCUUCAAGUUCCUCCUCUGCCACAACUAAACCAUCCACAGUGCCUACUACCUCCACUACUCAGACCCCUCAAAGUAAGCCAACGGUGCCACUCGACUUCAGAAUGCUCCUGAAUUACUCAGACCAACUGGAUAACAAGUCGUCUCCUGAAUUCAUCCAACUCAGUGAUAAAGUUUCAAAAGAGCUUUACAAAGUGUUCCGCCCGCUGUACCCAAACACCCUGAUAAGAGUGAUAAUCAACAAAUUCACAAAAGGAUCUGUCAUCGCAGAAACAAAACUGGAGUUCACCUCCAACGCCACCACUGCUGAUGCCCCUCAGAGUGCAGAUGCUGUCCGAAUUCUUUACAAUUCGAUCAAUUCAUCGGGUUACGUGGGAGUCCUGCCUGUGGACCGAUUGAGCAUUCAGUCUGACACGGUCACCAUACAGCAGCUUCCUCUGUCCACCACCUCAGUGGCAUUCCAGACUCAGGUUGGCUUCAUUUCAGAUUUAUAUAGCAAUUCAAGUGUGGCAUACCAGCAGCUGGAAAAUAAGACCCUCGUGUGGUUGCUGUCCAUCCUGAAGCCAUACUACGGUGACCCGGUGCAGUUGGCGUUGAACUUCAGUAACAACUCCAACUGGGUCUCCACGAGUGUCAAGCUUCAGUUCAACACGACUGUGUUUGUCAGCUCAACGGUCCUCAUCAACAACAUCCUGCAGAGCAGCAGUCCGGUCCCACUGGUCAAGUACACGCUGACCGUCAAUGCCAUGCCAGCUGUGCCACUCGCUUACAACAUCUUCACCUACAAUCUGAGGAUUCUUAACAAGCAGUUCUCUAGUGACAUGAGUAACCGGUCAUCAGCGGCGUUUGCUGAGCUCAGCACUCAACUGAAACAAGCGCUCCUAACGCUCUUCCAAAUCAAGAAUGGCUUCACUGACCUCUACGUCACGGACAUGAAGAUGGGCUCAGUGAUCACCAGCACCACCUUCAUGUACAAACCAGACACAACCACCAGCAGCGAUGUGACCAACACCCUCCUGAGUGGAAUCUCCCAGGUCAACCUACAGGGAAUACAGCUGGACCCCUGGUCCAUAGUGGGCAGUGCCACCCCGGUCCCACCAGCUCAAACGCCCUUCCCAGGCUAUGCCAUCGCCAUCAUUGUGCUCUGUAGCUUGCUCAUCAUCCUGAUCCCAGUGGUCCUUGUGGUGGCCCUGAAGACCCGCCUGUUCAAGAAGUUGGCACGCGCCUGCUCCCUCAGGUCACCUGACUCCUUUGACCUCCGCGCUCGUCUUUACGAAGCCUUCUAGUAGCCAACAAGCUUGUCCUCUGACCUGCCAGGACCUCUGCUUAUCAUGAAAUAUUGUGGGCAAAUAUGAAGUCGAGGAGCACCCGGGCUGUCAACUACACGUCUAAGGGACUUUGAUGGACAGAUGGACGAAGAUGGCCACUUUUGUCCACUCACUGCCUUCUUCCUUGAAAUUGAGGAGAACUGCAUGCCUCAGGAAACGUUGCGUUUACAAAAGAAUUCAAAUUCUGCACUUUGGUGUCUCGUCAGACCUUCAGGAGGGGCUUGUAGAAGUGAAGGCUCCUCAAGUGUCCUCCCGAGGGGCUGACAAUGGUGGCUGGCUCUUUGGAUAAAGAAAUGCACUGCUUU